Molecule: messenger RNA, 1182 nt
Organism: Paramecium tetraurelia
Lineage: Eukaryota; Ciliophora; Oligohymenophorea; Peniculida; Parameciidae
Exons: 4
Biological process (GO): microtubule anchoring
Cellular component (GO): cytoskeleton
Molecular function (GO): microtubule binding
Source: RefSeq, a predicted model, not a curated record
AUGUACACUGAUCCUGUGGCAGAAUUACUGAGACCAAAGCAGUCAAAUUUAAUUAAAUCAAGUGACUCUGUAGGAUCCUAUCGUCCAAAAAGUAUACAAUCAAAUCGCAGCAACAAAAAUAUCAUUUCCCAAUAAUAAUAACGCCCUCCCUCUUAAUAAUCUUAAAUUGGGAGCAAUGGUGGAAAACGAAUAGUUCAUAUUGGUAGGAAUGGAAAAAAAAUUGAAUAAAUAUAGAGCAUUGCGCCAGCUAAGAACACUUAUGAUCUUUGUUAUGAGUUUGAUCCAUUUGUUUUAGAUCAGAUCAGUCCAGAAGAUCCAAUUUGGAGAUAGAUUUUGCCAGACAAUAUGCCAUUAGAUGAAUAAACUUUGGAGAAAUUAUUGGAAGAUAAUCCAGAUUAUUUUUAUCAUCAUCUUGGAUUUUGUGCAUGCUAUCGAUGCAAAUGUGGUAGAUGCAGAUGUGAUGUCUCGAAUUAAGUUAAAUUGAAGAUAAAUGGAUCUUUUUUAACUAUUUAUGAUAAGGAUUUUAUUCCUCAUAAAUCAAGCUAUAACAAUCUAACACCUUUGAAUUCUAAGACCUAUACAACAAAGUUUCUCGACUAAAAGACCAUCGAUUUUACCACAUCUCAUCAAUAAGACUAUAAGGAAAUGCCACUACAAUCAACUGAAAGUUUCAAACCUCCUUAUAGACCAUAAUUAGGAUCAAUGUCCAAUCUGACUAGUUACAGGUCUAAUUAUAGUAAUUGGGGCAACAAUUAUUAGAGAUUCAGCAGAUAUCCUCAUAUAAGUACAAGUACAGAUAUCAAGUUCAUUGGUAAAACACAAUAUCAAGAUUCUUUUGUUCCGCCUUCCAGUUGGAAAGUCGAAAACCAAAAUUACUUUAAAAGUGAACUGUCUCCUAUGCCUACAGGUCCCUUUGUAGGAAUGACCACAAGUUAAUAGAACUUUUAACCAUUUAAAGUAGCAAGAAGUCCUUAAAAACCCACACAUCAUAAAUAUGAAACUACUCCAUCCUUCGAUGGAUAAUUCACAUCUACAGGAAUGAAAGACUUUACUCAGUAAUAGGAUGAUUAUUGUCCAGCUAAACAAUUUCAGAAAAUAUUUAGAAAGAAAUUGGCAUAAAAAGUCGAGAAGAAAAAAGAGAAUUUUAUAGAACGUAGAAUAAAUAAUGCAAUGAAAGUUUGA